UCCAUAUUUUACAAUAAAUCAAACAACAGGAACAAUUAUACUUCGUAAUAAUAUACCAGGUGUAUUUAGUUUAGAUGUUAAUCAAUUUCCAAUAACAUUUCAAGUUUAUGCACAAGAUCGUGGUUCACCACCACGUGUUAGUGAAGCUAAUGCAACGGUAACAAUUUAUUAUAAUAAUGGUAAUGAUCCACCACCAGCUCGAUGGAGUGAUCCACGUUAUGAAGAAUUAAAUUUUCCAAUUAUUGAAAAAUAUUAUGAAAGAUAUAGUGAUCGACCUAUAUUUAAUGAUACUUAUGGUUUUAAUGGUACUAUUAUUUAUCAAUUAACAUCACAAACAUCAUCUAUUAUGACUGUUAGUAGUCCUUUUCCAAAUACAUAUAUACCAUUUAGUGAUGCACCUGUAUCAAAAAAUGGAAAUAUAUUUAGUAGUGGUAUUGUUGUUACAAGUGGUCUUCAUGCUGAAAUUCAAAGUGUUUAUUUAAUAUAUAUUCGUGUACUUGUUAAUCCUCCAUUAAUUGGUUCAACAACAAUAACAUUAAUUGAUCAAAAUGAUCAAAUACCAACAUUUGAUAUACGUUCAAUUGUAUUAAGUGUUGUUGAAAAUGAAAGUGGAAAUCGUAUUAUUGCACAAAUUCAAGCAUUUGAUCGUGAUGUUGAUUAUCCAAAUAAUUAUGUACAAUAUCGUUUAAAUGGAAAUUUAAGUGAUUCAGAAGUUAAUGGAAAUUUUUUUGUUGCUUCAAAUGGUACAAUAUGGACAAAUGCAACAUUUGAUCGUGAAAGUAAUAAAACACUUUAUCGUUUAUUUAUAACUGCAUAUGAUGGUGCACCAGCAUGGGAUGCAAAAAAUAAUCAACCAAAUACACAAGAUUUUCAAUUUGAUAUACAAGUUAUUGAUGUUAAUGAUGUUCCACCAGUUUUUAUUAAUUCAUCAUCAAUAACAAUAUCAAUAAAUGAAACAACAAUAAAUGGUACAGGAAUUCUUAAUUUAACAAUAACUGAUACAGAUUUUGAUACAAUACUUGAUUUUGGAAUAUUAAGUGGAAAUCUAAAAAAUGUUUUUUCAUUUAAUUUAUUAUCUGAUAAUAUAGCUGAUUCAUCACGUACACAAUAUAUUGCUAUAGGACAACUUUAUGUUGUUGGUCCAUUAAGUUAUGAAAUAACACCUAAUUAUACAUUAGUUUUAUUUGCAUUUGAUACACAAAAUUUAGCAACAAUAACAGUUACAAUUAAUUUAUUACCACAAAAUACUAGAGCACCAUAUUUUAAUUUAAUGCCAGGUUUUACAUCAUAUCAAUAUGAAGUUAAUGAAGGAACAGCAAUUUCUAGACUUGAUGGACCUGUUAUUCGAGCAACUGAUCCUGAUAUUCCCGCUACAUCAAUGGUUUAUAAUAUUGUAACUAAUAAUAAUCAAUUAAAUUUAAAUAGUUUAUAUUUAAAUCAAGCAAAUAAUGAAACAACAAUUGGUAUAUCAUUACCUGGUCUUUCACGUGAUUUACCAUUUGGUUAUUCAACAUAUAAUUUUUCUAUUCGAGCAACAGAUGAAGGUGGUUUAGGUGUAUCAAGUUAUGCACC
Molecule: messenger RNA, 1572 nt
Organism: Rotaria sordida
Lineage: Eukaryota; Metazoa; Rotifera; Eurotatoria; Philodinida; Philodinidae
Source: the annotation of a GenBank genome assembly